GUCAUUCCCUUGUCCUCCUUAAUACCUCCGAGAAGUAAUGGAAGGGUUCAAUGGUUGGUUGUAUGAAAGCUUCAACCAUGAUUUCGCCAUUCGAAGGUUUUGUUCGGCAAGAGUUGAGCUUGAACAAGGGGAGUUGGGCGAUGCCAUGAAUAAUGAGAUUGAGCCCUUUUGUCCUGAUGAUGAAAUUAGCACCCCUCACUUAGCUGCUUCUGAGGUCGAUGACUUUGUUGAUAGUUUCAUUAACAUGGAUUAUGAUGUUGAUGAUGAUGGGGAUGGGGAUGAUAAAGACGAUCGUAACUCCAAGAAGCAGCAAAAUUUCCAUCAUUUUCAGGACAAAAUCGAGGCAUUUUCGAUUGUCAAUGAUGAUUCGCUGAUGAUUGAAGGAGAUGAAUUGGAGAUGAGUAGCUCAUGUGAAGAUUUGGGAGCAAAUGAAAUGGUUCCUAGCAUAGAGGAGGCCAGCCAUGGGGUAGACCAAGGGCUUCACCUGGUGCACUUGCUGCUGGCAUGUGCCGAGGCAGUAGGCUGCCGUGACAUACACCUUGCGACCUCUAUGCUCAGCCAAAUUGGGGCUUCGGCUACUCCUUUGGGUGAUUCACUGCAAAGGGUUUCCUAUUGUUUUGCUACAGGAUUGAAAUCUAGACUGUCUCUUCUUCAAAAUGUCAACGGAAACGGCACCAUUACAAAUUGUGCCAUUGAUGUGCCAAUGAUAGCUAGGGAGGAGAAAAUGGAGGCUUUUCAAUUACUUUACCAGACAACUCCUUACAUUGCAUUUGGCUUCAUGGCUGCAAAUGAGGCAAUAUGUCAAGCAGCACAAGGGAAAGGUUCCUUGCACAUCAUUGAUCUGGGAAUGAAACAUACCCUUCAAUGGCCUUCCUUGAUAAGAGCGCUAGCAUCAAGGCCUGAAGGUCCCCCAACUCUCCGAAUCACAGCAUUAACCAGUGAUGAAGAUCUAGUAGAGCUUGAAGCUAGCAUGAAGUCCCUUGUCGAGGACGCCAGCUCACUAAGUAUAGCAAUGGAGUUCCACAUGAUAUCAGAGCCAGUUACACCGUCUCUUAUGACCAGAGAGAAUCUCAACUUAAGAGAAGGGGAAUCAUUAUAUAUCAACAGUGUUAUGCACUUGCACAAAUAUGUGAAAGAGAGUAGAGGAUCACUCAAAGCAAUCCUCCAAGCCAUCAAGAAACUAGGCCCAGCUUUGCUAACAAUGGUGGAACAAGAUGCAAACCACAAUGGACCAUUCUUUCUUGGGAGGUUCCUCGAGUCCCUUCACUACUAUUCAGCCAUUUUUGAUUCCCUUGAGGCAAGUCUACCUAGACAUAGUCCUCAAAGGAUGAAGAUAGAGAGGCUUCACUUUGCGGAAGAAAUUCGAAACAUUGUAGCUUACGAAGGAACGGACAGAAUGGAAAGGCAUGAAAGAGCAGAUCAAUGGCGGAGACAAUUAGGCAGAGCUGGGUUUCAAGUGAUGGGGCUGAAGUGCUUGAGUCAGGCAAGGAUGAUGCUUUCAGUUUAUGGCUGUGAUGGUUACACAUUGGGCAGUGAGAAAGGGUGCCUCCUCCUGGGGUGGAAAGGAAGGCCCUUGAUGCUGGCAUCUGCUUGGCAACUGCACAAUGCUUCAUCUGCCUACUAAUCUACAACCACAUUGUCUCAAUCAAAACCAUUAUUUUAUUUGGUUUGACAUUGACAUUUAUUAAACUGGUUUUAGAAAACAAUAAGAUUAAAAAAGGUUUAUGUUCUUGGGGACAAUCACAAUAUAGGGCCCCUUGCCACUAGCGAUUUCGUUGUCCAAGAAAUUGCCUUUUUAGGACUUUGCAGGUUGAUUACCUGUCCUGCAGAACUCCUUGGCCGGCUACUUCAUAUAUAUUUUUUCUUAAAUGCA
Messenger RNA from Gossypium raimondii (Peruvian cotton), 1873 nucleotides. RefSeq names its product GRAS family protein RAD1. The coding region runs from base 38 to 1624 and encodes 528 amino acids. The record is from RefSeq and is a predicted model, not a curated record. Gene Ontology annotation, cellular component: nucleus. Gene Ontology annotation, biological process: regulation of DNA-templated transcription. Lineage: Eukaryota; Viridiplantae; Streptophyta; Magnoliopsida; Malvales; Malvaceae. The transcript has a single exon. Gene Ontology annotation, molecular function: DNA-binding transcription factor activity; sequence-specific DNA binding.